UGAUUAAAUUGGCUGCGAUUUCCUCUUCUCCCCUCCAUUGAUUUUUUUAGUAUAUUUUUUUUUUCCUGUUUCUAACUUAUAGAUUUGUGAUUGUCUUGCUAAGCUAAAAAAUAAAUUGAGAACUGUGGUAGCUCUGGCUGCUGUAACAGAAUAUCAUAGACUUGGGUGGCUUUAAACAGAAGUUUUUAGUUUUGAAGGCUGGGAAGGCCCAAGAUCAAGGUGCUGGCAGAUUCAGUUCUUGGUGAAGAACCUCUGGCUUUUAGAUGGCUGUCUUCUCACUGUAUCCUCCUAUAGUGGAGAUACUCUGGUAUCUCUUCCUCUUGCAAGGGCAUUAAACCCUUCAUGGGAGCCCCACCCUCAUGACCUCACCUAAACUUAAUUGCCAAAGACCCCACAUCCUGAUACCAUCAUAAUGGGGCUUAUUGCUUCAACUUGUUUAUUUUGGAGAGGGUACAGAGAUUCAGUCCCUAACAAUAUCUGUGAUCCAAUCCCUGCAGGUUUAUUUGGAAAAAGAGUUUUUUCAGAUUUUAGUUAACCUAGGAUUCUUGGAAUUUCAAGAUCAUUGUAGGUUGUUUGGAUGAGACCUAAUCCAUUGACAAGUGUCCUUACAAGAGAUACAUAGAAGACAACAGACACAGAGUGGAGAGAUCUGAACGUAGAACCAGAGAUUUGGAUUAUGAAGCCACAAGGACACAAUUCAAGAGACAAGGAUGGCAGCAAGGUAACUACAGUGGUGGCAACUCCUGGGCAGGGUCCAGACAGGCCACAAGAAGUCAGUUAUACAGACACUAAAGUGAUUGGAAAUGGGUCAUUUGGUGUAGUAUAUCAAGCAAAACUUUGUGAUUCAGGAGAAUUGGUUGCCAUCAAGAAAGUAUUACAGGACAAGAGAUUUAAGAACCGAGAGCUCCAGAUUAUGAGAAAGCUAGAUCAUUGUAACAUAGUCCGUUUGCGUUAUUUCUUCUACUCGAGUGGUGAGAAGAAAGAUGAGGUCUAUCUUAAUCUGGUGCUGGACUAUGUUCCGGAAACAGUAUACAGAGUUGCCAGACACUAUAGUCGAGCCAAACAGACACUCCCUGUCAUCUAUGUCAAGUUGUAUAUGUAUCAGCUGUUUCGAAGUUUAGCCUAUAUCCAUUCCUUUGGAAUCUGCCAUCGGGAUAUUAAACCACAGAACCUCUUGUUGGAUCCUGAUACAGCUGUUUUAAAACUCUGUGACUUUGGAAGUGCAAAGCAGCUGGUCCGAGGAGAACCCAAUGUUUCGUAUAUCUGUUCUCGGUACUAUAGGGCACCAGAGUUGAUCUUUGGAGCCACUGAUUAUACCUCCAGUAUAGAUGUAUGGUCUGCAGGCUGUGUAUUGGCUGAGCUGUUGCUAGGACAGCCAAUAUUUCCAGGAGACAGUGGUGUGGAUCAGUUGGUGGAAAUAAUCAAGGUCCUGGGAACACCAACAAGGGAGCAAAUUAGAGAAAUGAACCCAAAUUACACAGAAUUCAAAUUUCCUCAAAUUAAGGCACAUCCUUGGACUAAGGAUUCGUCAGGAACAGGACGUUUCACCUCAGGAGUGCGGGUCUUCCGACCCCGAACUCCACCAGAGGCAAUUGCACUGUGUAGCCGUCUGCUGGAGUACACACCAACUGCCCGACUGACACCACUGGAAGCUUGUGCACAUUCAUUUUUUGAUGAAUUACGGGACCCAAAUGUCAAACUACCAAAUGGGCGAGACACACCUGCACUCUUCAACUUCACCACUCAAGAACUGUCAAGUAAUCCACCUUUGGCUACCAUCCUUAUUCCUCCUCAUGCUAGGAUUCAAGCAGCUGCUUCAACCCCUACAAAUGCCACAGCAGCCUCAGAUGCUAAUGCUGGAGACCGUGGACAGACCAAUAAUGCCGCUUCUGCAUCAGCUUCCAACUCCACCUGAACAGUCGCAAGCAGCCAGCUGCACAGGAAGAACCACCAGUUACUUGAGUGUCACUCAGCAACACUGGUCACGUUUGGAAAGAAAAUUAAAAAGAGAAAAAAACCUGUUCAUUUUAGUGUUCGAUUUUUUUUUUAUUAUUGUUGUUGUUCUUAUUUAACCUUGUAAAAUAUCUAUAAAUACAACAGUUUCAUUGUAUUCUCACUUUGAGGGAGAUCCAGGGGGUGGGAGGGGUUGUGGGGAGGGGAAAGCGGAGCACUAGAACACAAUCUCUCUCCCACGACAAUCUUUUUUUCUUUUUUUUAAUCAAAAGUCUGCUGUUGUAUACUUUAAAAACAGGACUCCUGCCUCAUGCCCCUUCCACAAAAAGAAGAAAACCUUGUUCUGUGCUGAAAGUUUUCUUUUAAAGUCUAGCGUAAGACAUUGGUAUAGUACACAGCUUGAAAUUGGUUGGGAGCUUAGCAGGUAUAAAUCAAUGGGGACUUAAAUGUCACUUGUAAAAUUAAUCCAUAUCCUCGGGUAUUUGAAAACUUGGCCUUUGGCAUGUUGGUGGCAGGUGUGGCAGACAAAAAAGGAAAUGUGUAUCAUUUAUAUCCGAGGGAAGUCAAUAAAAUUUGAAACUCCAAGGGGAAGAUUCUUGACUGAUUGACCUAGGUUUUGUGUUGUUCUUAAUCAGUGCUAGUGGUGGAAAGCCGGUGUAGGAGGAGCAGCAAGCAGAUGUCUGAUGUGCCUGCUCAGCUGCUGGAUCUUUGUUUGCCUGACCAAAGCUUCUCUCCAAAUCUUGGUAGUUUUAAACUAGUGAUCUAGGAGGAGAGUGAGAAAGGUGUUGAGUAGGCCGCUGAGGCUGCAGAGGUCAAAGACUGUUAAGCCUAGAGAAAGGAGACCAGGGGCAGAUCUCACCACUGUGAAUGGAUUUGGACUGUUUUUCUGAAGUUGCUUCCCUUGGAAAGAUACACUUGAGAGGACAUUAGAGUUAAAUAAUGUGAACUGCAACAAUCUACUGGUUUAUUUUUCAUAUUUUGUAAUUGAAAAUUGAGCUUGCAGAAAUUGCCACAUUCUACAUACAUAGCUCUAAUUUUAAAUCCAAAUCUAGAAUCCGUAUUUAAUUUUCAGCUUUUUUUAACCUCAUGCUUUUUAAAUUUAUUUAUUGAUGCAUGUCAGAUAGGCCAUUAUGAUUUUAGAUGAUAGGGGUAUUAAAAACUACACAAUGAUAAGCAGUCACCUGUACCUGCUGACUUUAUAUGAAAGCUGAUUAUAUAAAUGUGUGUAUAUAUGUUAUAUAUACAUAUAUUGAAUACUGCCUCUUUUUUUUUUUUUUUUUUUUUGUCUACAGUAUCAAAACUGACUGGUUGAAGCAUGAGAAGAAUGUUUCUCCCCCACACUCAGUUAAGAGUUUUUGUUUGUUUUCUUUGUGUAUCAGUUAAUAAUGUAAGAAUCAGUCUCUGUUUUUGAAGAAAAAGCAAUAUUCCUUGGAAAGCAAGGAGGAUUGAAGGGUUAUGUUUGCAGUGAGGAAAUAGAUUUUCACAACUAGUUUGUUUUAUACUUUUAAGGUUGACAUCUAUGUGGGCCUUAUAUACUCUAAAAUGAACCUUAGUCACCUUGGUGCUUAUGGGCCAUUACUUGACCUAUGAAUCUUUAAGGCACAAUCAGUUGUAUUUUACAUUUAAAGAUCACUUGAGUAAUGGCCGCCUUUCCCUCCUACCUGCUUCUCCCCCACACACUUUCCAAGGGUAGCCAAUAAGGGCUGCAGAGCCCAGCCCUAGGUUUUGUGUAACUUCCCUUCACCCUCCUCAUUGCCACCUUUGGUUGUGUUAGGGGUCUCACCCUCCAGGUGGUUUGGAAGUGGAGUCUCUUGGCAGCCCUCAUGCGGGCCCUCACACCCUGUCCUGCUUCUGAACCGUGUGUGUGACUCUCCAGCAGAGUCAUACUGCCUGCUGACAUGAACCAGUACCCAGGACGAUGAGUGCGAGCCGUCUUAGUUUUCACUCACUGUUUAGCUAAGCUGUUAGGCCAGAAAAGAGGUUUCUUAAACUUCUGAUUAUAUCGGAGUUCAUGAGAAAGGAAAACACACUCAGUCAAUCCAAAUGAAACAAAUCGAAUUUUCCUUCUUAGUGCUUCUGCGAGCUAAUUAAGAUUUGAAAUAAGCCUGAAUUCAGAACAUUCAACAGCAGAAUUCCUUAAAGGAGAUGUCUUUGAUAGAUCAUUUCCAAAAAGAAUCUAUAAAAAAUCUGAACAGGCAGGACUGUGACAGAAAAGGAUCUGUUUUCAGACCAAACUGCCCAGCCAAAAAUAUUUGGAUACAGACACUACUCUGGACUUUGGUGUACCUGCUAGAGUCCAUAAAAAUUAGUGCUUGUUUUAGGAAACACUCCCCACCCCUACCCCCCACGCCCAAGAAAUGGGAUGAGUUGAAGAGAGAGAAGUCAGAUGCUUUUCUCUGUGUGAGUGCAUGUGUGUGUGCGCAUGUGAGGGCUGAGGUGCGUGAUUUUUCUUUCUCAAGGAUCAUGGCAGGAUCAUAGAACUCUUUUACACAAGUGAGAACCAGGUCUCUGAAUAUCUUUUUGUAAAUAAUAAUAAUAAAAAGCUCCUCACCAAAUUCAAGCUUGUACAUUAUAUUUUCUUUCAAUGUUUUUAAAUUUUAAGUUUUAUUGUUUUGUAUGUAAAUAUGUGGACCCAGGAACUGUUAUUAAUGAGCAAAAAGUUACUGUUCAGGGCAGUGAUUCUGUUUAAUAAUCAGACAAAAUGUAGACGAGCUUUUUAAAGCCAUAUAGUUUUAACUCUGUACAGUAGGUACUGGCCUGUAUUAUUGUAACAAUAACUCUAGCAAUGUAUAGUGUAUCUAUAUAGUUUGGAGUGCCUUCGCUUCCGUGUGUUUUUUUGUUUCUGUUUUUCAUUUUUAAAAUUUUAAUUAAUUUUCUUUAUUCAUGUCUCCCUGCCCAUCCAUUUCCCUUUGAAAAAUAAUAACUCAUUCAUAACAAUAUCUUUGCCCCUUCCACGGUUAAGUUUCAAGUGAGAUACCAAGCUCAGGAGUAGGAAGAGGAAAUCGUGUUUGUGAUCCCAUUUAAACCCUGCAUUUGUUUUGGUUCUGAAAUGUCUGUUUCCUCCUUAGCAGUGACCGGUUUCAUUUCAUACUUAGUCCAUUCAGGGACUCAGUGUAGUGCAGGGAGCCCUAGAGCUGGAGGAUAUCCAGUGGAUUGGAUUUUGCUCAUCUCUUCCACAAACCCUAAUCAUGGGUCUUACGGGCAGAUUCUAAGAGCCCCCUAUGCUCUCUCUCUUCUCUUUAUCUACUUCCCUCCCUAAUGAGAGAGCAAGAAAAUUUGUUUUAAAAAAUGAAGGUUUCUUACAUAGUAUCGAAUUUUGCUCCAUCAGUGGUCUAAAGUGCUACAGUGCGAUGGCUAGUAGUGACUGCUGGCAGUGCUGCCACGGUGAUAGAGGACUGUUGUUUCAACAGGGAACUGCUAGCCCAUUCCCUCUCUCUGAGCAUCUCUACCCCUGUCCAAUGAGAUGUCAUUUUAAUUUCUUUUUUAAAAAUCAGUUUAAUUCCUACUGUUUGCCCAACAUGAAGGCCUUUUUGGGGAAAAAAAGUAUUUGUUUUACCUCCCAAAUACUCCAUAUGUCUUGAAUAGAAGAAAAAAAAGAACUUUACCAAACCAAAGGUUGCUAUUUUUGAAACACCAUGUGUUCAUUCCAGCAAGGCAGAAGACUGCACCUUCUUUCCAGUGAUAUGUUGUGUCAUUUCUGAAAGUCCUCUUAAUUUUUAGACACAGAUUUUUGAUUUGUAUCUUAACAGAGAAUGCCUAGCCAGUCACCUUGUCUUUACCAGUGCAAAGGUUUCUAAGAGGUCUGUUAUAUUCUCUAUCCCUGUGGAUAUAAAGACACUGGCAUUUCCCUUAUUUUCCCCCUCUUUCCUUUUUAAAGGAUAUAACUUUGGAAUCUUCCAAAGGAAGUUUGGCCAACGCCAGAUCCCCAGAAGUUUGGGGGUUUUUUUCUUUGUUUUAACCAAAAUUGUAUCUUAGUUCCUAUCAUUCAUGUUGUGAUCAUCUAAUCACAGAGCUGAAUACUCUUUUCCCCGAAUAGAAAAGUGAAGCUUGCUUUUUUGACAGAAUCUGUCUUCUCUGGUAGAUACCUGAGCCACUGAAAAUAAGAGACAACUAGAAGCACAGUAGAGUCCCAGACUGAGGUCUACCUUUGAAAGUAAUCCCUGGGGUCUGGAUUAUUCUCACAAGGGUUAUGCCAUUUUAUUCAAGUUUGUUGCUCCGUUUUGCACUUCCACAAUAAAAGCAAAAUGACAACCAGAACAUAAGGGGUUAGCUUGACAAAGUAGACUUCCUUGUGUUAAUUUUUAAGUUUUUUUUUCUUAUAUCUGUCUACAGGCAGAUACAGAUAGAUAUAUGAAAAUGUGCUUGCCUGUAAAAUUUGCAUUUAUAAAUGUGUUGCCGAUGGAUCACUUGGGCCUGUACACAUACCAAUUAGCGUGACCACUUCCAUCUUAACAAAUUAAAAAAACAAAAUUUAUUAUAUAUAUAUAUAUAUAUAUAAAGGACUGUGGGUUGUAUACAAACUAUUGCAAACACUUGUGCAAAUCUGUCUUGAUAUAAAGGAAAAGCAAAACCUGUAUAACAUUAUUACUACUUGAAUGCCUCUGUGACUGAAUUUUUUUUUCAUUUUAAAUAUAAACUUUUUUGUGAAAAGUAUGCUCAAUGUUUAUUUUCCCCUUCCCCAUUCCCUUGUAAAUACAUUUUGUUCUAUGUGACUUGGUUUGGAAAUAGUUAACUGGUACUGUAAUUUGCAUUAAAUAAAAAGUAGGUUAGCCUGGAAAUGAAAUUAAAAUUCACAAGUGUGUGGUCUUUAUUUCAGUACGCAACCCUCUUUCUUCACUCUACCUAUUUUACCACUGCAAUAUGUAAUCACGUCACCAUCUCUGUUCCUCUAAUUAGGGAAACAUGAAUCUUUGUUACAAAAAUCAAGAUAGGAACACCACUUCUAGUUCUUUCAGAUGAUCUUACUCCAUUGUAUAGCCACAAGAGGUGCAGCUUCCAUCUCGGAAACCUUUGGAUUUGAUGUAGAGGAAGCUUUACAGACACUGCUUUGGAAAGAAAGAAAACAUCCCUGAAACGGACAAUUGUAAAAACGUGUAUAAGCUGCUGUCUUUGAUUACUGUGUUCAUGGUUCUGUGUCGCUGUAUUUUCUUUUAACUUUCAUCCUAUUAGCAAUGGUCUUUGGGGGUCUCUGUAAACUAUAUGAACACCACAAACAGUGGGACUGUACCUCCCAGGUAACCAACACAUGUUGUGUUUUGAGUCUGCUCAUUUCCAGUACUGGAUGAUGUAUGUAAACAUGUUAUGUCUCUUAGUGCAAAAAGAAACAUCAUUUUUUUAGGGCUGGUUCACUCUGUCCAGCCUAUCUAAAGGCUAGAUAUAAGGUCAUGUGACUGCUGCUUCAAUAAAAACAAAUUUAUAUUCGAUAAA
Molecule: messenger RNA, 7380 nt
Organism: Oryctolagus cuniculus (rabbit)
Lineage: Eukaryota; Metazoa; Chordata; Mammalia; Lagomorpha; Leporidae
Source: RefSeq, a predicted model, not a curated record